AUGCAGUACCUGGAUUCGGAGGAGCCCCUGGCUGACGAAGAGGAUGAUGUUUUUAGUGAAGGACUCCCGGCCACGCUCCCGGACAUGAUGUCGGUGGGGUCACAGUCCUUCUCGCCCGGAGGGCCCAAUGGGAUCAUCCGGAGCCAGUCGUUCGCGGGCUUCAGCGGCCUGCAGGAGAGGCGCUCCAGGUGUAACUCGUUCAUUGAGAAUCCCGUGGCUCUCAAGAAGCCUCAGGCCAAACUGAAGAAGAUGCACAACUUAGGACACAAGAACAGCAGCCCUCCCAAAGAGCCUCAGCCCAAGAGGGUGGAAGAGGUCUACCGGGCCUUGAAGAACGGACUGGAUGAGUACCUGGAGCUUCACCAGACAGAGCUGGACAAGCUGACAGCGCAGUUAAAAGAUAUGAAGAGGAACUCACGCCUGGGUGUGCUAUAUGAACUAGACAAGCAAAUCAAAACCAUCGAAAGGUACAUGAGGCGCCUGGAGUUCCACAUCAGUAAGGUAGAUGAACUCUACGAAGCUUACUGCAUCCAAAGGCGCCUCCAGGACGGUGCCAGCAAGAUGAAGCAAGCCUUCGCGUCCUCGCCCGCCAGCAAGGCUGCCCGCGGGAGUCUGUCGGAGAUCAGCCGGAGCUACAAGGAGUACACGGAGAACAUGUGCACCAUCGAGGCCGAGCUGGAGAGCCUGCUGGGGGAGUUCUCCAUCAAGAUGAAAGGUCUGGCUGGUUUUGCUCGCCUCUGCCCGGGGGAUCAGUAUGAAAUCUUCAUGAAGUACGGCCGGCAGCGGUGGAAGCUGAAGGGGAAGAUGGAGGUGAACGGCCGGCAGAGCUGGGACGGAGAGGAGAUGGUCUUCCUGCCCCUCAUCGCCGGAUUCAUCUCCAUCAAGGUCACCGAGCUCAAGGGGCUGGCCUCUCACCUCCUGGUGGGCAGCGUGACCUGCGAGACCAAAGAGCUGUUCGCGGCCCGGCCCCAGGUGGUGGCGGUGGACAUCAAUGACCUCGGCACUGUCAAGCUGAACCUGGAGAUCGCCUGGUACCCAUUUGACGUGGAGGAAAUGACGCCCACCUCUGGGGGCGGGAGCAAGGCGGCCGCCCUGCAGAGGAGAAUGUCCAUGUACAGCCAGGGCACCCCAGAAACACCCACCUUCAAGGAUCACUCUUUCUUCUCGAAUCUACCUGAUGACAUCUUCGAGAAUGGGAAGGCGCCCGAGGAGGCCGUGCCCCUCUCCCUCAGCUUCAGGGACCUCCCCAACGGGACCUGCACCCCCUGCACCUCGGCCGAGUCCCCGUCCAGCACGUGCUCCACCAACCCAGAGAUCACCAUCACCCCCGCCGAGCUGCCCCUCUCGCGCCAGGCCUCCCAGAGGGACGAGACCAGCUCCGCGUCUUCCAGCAGCAUCUCGGGAGAAGGCCCCGAGCCCAGACCCCCGCUGCAGGGAGACCCCCGCGCCCCCGCGGAGGCCCUGUUUCUCGAGAAGGAGGUCGCCGAGGCCCUUCUGCACGAGUCCGACGAGGCGUCGGAGCUGAAGCCCGUGGAGCUGGACCCUCUGGAGGGCAACAUCACCAAGCAGCUGGUGAAGCGGCUCACGUCGGCCGAGGUGCCGGCCGUCACCGAGAAGCUGUUCUUCGACGGCUCGGUCAGCGGAGAGUCGGAGGGCUGCCGGUCCUUCCUGGAUGGGAGCCUGGAGGAUGCCUUCAACGGCCUCUUCCUCGCCUUGGAACCCCAUAAGGAGCAGUAUAAGGAGUUUCAGGAGCUGAACCAGGAAGUCAUGCAUCUGGACGAUAUCCUCAAAUGCAAGCCCGCGGGGAGCCCCAGCAGGUCCUCCAGCCUGAGCCUCACGGUGGAAAGUGCUCUAGAAAGCUUCGACUUCCUGAACACCUCGGACUUUGACGAGGAAGAGGAGGAUGGCGAGGAAGUGUGUCACGGGGGCGUCGGGGCAGACUCCGUGUUCUCAGACACAGAGACGGAGAAGAGCAGCUACCGCUCCAUGCACCCAGAAGCCCGCGGCCACCUCAGCGAAGCGCUGACCGAGGACACGGGCGUGGGCACGAGCGUGGCCGGAAGCCCCCUGCCGCUGACCUCGGGCAAUGAGAGCCUGGACCUCACCAUCGUCAGACACCUGCAGGCCUGCACCCAGCUCGUCCAGCAAAUCGUUUUCUCGAGCAAAACCCCCUUUGUGGCGAGGAACCUCCUAGAGAAGCUUUCGCGGGAGAUCCAGGUGAUGGAGAAGCUCGCGGCCAUCAGCGAUGAGCACGUCGGCAACGUCAGCUCGGUCAUCGAAGCCAUCCCAGAGUUUCACAAGAAACUGUCGCUGCUGGCCUUCUGGACCAAGUGCUGCAGCCCGGUGGGGGUGUACCACAGCUCGGCCGAGCGCGUCAUCAGGCAGCUGGAAACCAGCUUCGCCCGGACUGUCAACAGGGAGUACCCAGGCCUCGCGGAGCCAGUGUUUCGGACCCUGGUGGCCCAAAUCCUGGACCGGGCGGAGCCUCUCCUCUCCUGCAGCCUCUGCUCGGAGGUCAUCACUGUGUUCCAGUAUUACGGCUACUUCACCAGCCACGGGGUCAGCGACCUGGAGAGUCACCUGAGCCAGCUGGCCAAGCAAGUUUCCAUGGUGCAGACCCUGCAGUCGCUAAGAGAUGAGAAGCUUCUGCAGGCCAUGAGUGACCUGGCUCCCAGCAGCCUCCCGGCCCCGCAGGAAGUGCUCAGGACGCUGGCCCUGCUGUUGACCGGGGACAACAGCGAAGUGUGUGAGGCUGUGAGGCUGCACUUGGCCGCGGCUUCCAGAAACAAGCAUUUCAGGGAAAAGGCCUUGCUCUACUACUGUGAGGCGCUGACAAAGACGAACCUGCAGCUCCAGAAGGCGGCGUGCCUGGCCUUGAAGAGCCUGGAGGCUACCGAGAGCAUUAAAAUGCUGGUGACUUUGUGUCAGUCCGAUACUGAAGAGAUCCGCAAUGUGGCCUCGGAAACCCUGCUGUCUCUUGGAGAAGACGGGCGGCUGGCCUACGAACAGCUGGACAAGUUUCCUCGAGUCUGUGCUACAGCGGGAGGUCGACCUGGAGCGGAAGUGGCCACAGCCUUCUGAGGAACAAGUGGACACUGCCUGACAGCUGCCCGUCAGUGGCCCUGACAUCCAGAUGGUUCUGUGGUUUCCUCGGAAUGUGUUGGACACUUGUAGAGUCCUCUUGAGGUUGUCUGGAAAUUGAACCCGCUGAGGACAGAAUCAAAGUCCAGGUGACGGUACGCACCUGCGGGCCCCUUUGGCCAACAGACUGGGGCUAGGUAGAAUUCUAUAGAGUCCCUCAUUGGUUGCGUCUGACAAUACUUAGUGAAAAAACAAAAACCACCUUACCUAGUAUGUAUGGGAUUUUCAAAGUAGCCAUCUUUGUACUUUUUUGGACGUUCUUCUAUCAGCUUGAAAUAAUCACGUGAUACUUUGAUAAAUAUCAAAUGCCUUGCAGUUUUUCUCUGUCGUGUUUCUCAGGGUUGAAUGCUCCCCCACGCCACACCCUCGACGGCGACCUAAUUUUAACCUUAAAUGUGAAGCACAAGAAAAAGAGUAUCUUCGAGUAAAGCUUUGCCUGCAGAACUUGGGGAAAUGACACUUAGGAGGACUUGACAUUUUCUUCAGUUUUUUUUUUUAUCCAAGCCUUUUGUUACUGGUUUUGUUUUUUCGAUCCUGAAAAUUCCAAAAUCAGUUGUUUUCAUUACAGUGGGGGGAAAAAAGGGAGAGAGAAAGAAAAGAAAAGCUAGGUUCAUGACAAAGAACUACAUAUACUGAUUUUUCCCCAUACUCAUUUUUUUAAAAGACACUCAAAGUUUCAGGGUUAUUUGUUCGCUUUAAUACAAAAGCAAGAGCCUUUUUUAAGUAACGUUUUUACAGUAGAGGCAUUUUGCCUCUGACAAAUCAGAACCAAAAGAGGUGGAAUUUGAAAGUUGUGAUGAUGCUCACUGAAGUGGAAGACCAGGGAAGCGACGGUGCUGAUGGAGGGAAGCAGAGAGGAUAUUAAAGUGACCCUAUGAGGGGCUGGAGAGAUAGCAUAGCGGGUAGGGCGUUUGCCUUGCAUGCGACAGACCCAGGUUCGAUUCCCAAUAACAUCCCAUAUGGUCCUCCAAGCACCGCCAGGAGUAAUUCCUGAGUGAAAAGCCAGGAGUAACCCCUGAGCAUUGCCAGAUGUGACCCAAAAAGCAAAAAAAAAAAAAAAAAAAAAAAAAAAAGGAUUAAAGUGACCAUAUGAGCUGGAGGAGACCCAGGGCAAGGCUUGAAGGCUCGAGGCACUCGCCUUGUAUGUACCAACCCCAAUUUGAUCCCCAGCACUGCAUAUGGUCCUUGAGCACUGUCAGGAGUAAUUCCUAAGCACCAUCAGGUAUGAUCUCCCCCCACACACACAAAAAAAAAAACCCUAAAUAUAAAUUAAAUGGACCUUGCCUUGGUGAAAAUUGCAGUGAGGUGGAAAAGAAUGCCCCAGGAGAGGGUGACUGCCUAGAGAAAUUAUCCAUCACUAGAACGGUGGAUCCUCGGCCAAAUAACUAGAUCAACAGUUAGUCCAACGGUUACUGUGUCAGUCUCUGGAUAGCAUGUGGCUAAUAUAAAAUGCAAGACCCCUCAGUAACUCUUAUCAAAUAAUUCCUCUUCCUCUUUAGAGUACGCAAGGUGGGACAUGCCAAGAUAUCCUAAUAAUAUGUGUGAGUGUAACUUAAAUUGUGGAAUAUCAAUUGUACUCUGGACGUGUUCGUAUGAAAUUUUAUUUAGAUGUCAUUUGAAAUAUUCACCAUUUAGCAAGACGUUUAAAAAGAACCCAUUUCAUUUUAUAGUAAAAGGCGUUUGCCAGGAAGCCUGGCAAAGCGUUCUUUCAACUGUGAAGUUACAAUGUGUAUAUAUGUUUGUAUAUUUAUAAAUAUUAUACAUAUACAUAUAUCCUCCAUUUUCAGGUACAGUGUACAGUCUAGAGUUAGUAUCUAUAGUCUACAAUUUAUGUCCAAUGGUCAAAAUUAUUCUUUUUCUUUUGACUUUUAUUAAGAAACCGUGAUGAAAUGAUUCUUUUUAUAGAAAGUCAAAUCACAGAUGGUACAGAUCUUUCUGUCUGGUUUGUGUAUUUUUUAUUUUUUGAAUAUUGCAUGAGUAAGUCACUCCAUAUCUUUUGUAUUCACUUCUGCAUUACAUUUUUUCGUUGAUGGGGAGAGUACUUCUAGUUCCGUGGAAUUUGUAUUCAUCGCCUUCAAUCAUGUAAGUUAUAAUAAAAAUUAUUUUUGAAUUACUAGUCUCCUA
Molecule: messenger RNA, 5265 nt
Organism: Sorex araneus (European shrew)
Lineage: Eukaryota; Metazoa; Chordata; Mammalia; Eulipotyphla; Soricidae
Gene: RIPOR2
Product: RHO family interacting cell polarization regulator 2
Source: RefSeq, a predicted model, not a curated record